AAUAUUCUAGCUGAUUCUAGCUGUAAUAGAAAAUGCAAAUUUUUUUAACUUUCGGGGCAUCUACUCCUUUUUUGAGUUGGUUGGUCCGAGCCCUGGUCAAAACACACGUCAUGAAAUUAAACAAAAGAAAGUCGUGCAACGAAAAACAAACAUUUUACGUGGAGAUCUCAUAUCUUUACCAGCUGAAAGAUGCCAUUGAGUGAAACAGUACUAGCAAGGAAACCUAACGACCGCAGGAGGUGCGUGAAAUGAAAGCUUAUUUUCGAUUUAGUAACCCUCGGCAGCUAGAAUACCAGUAAUAUUAAAACAAAAAACAACGAUACUUUUGCGAUGGAUACUGUGCAAACAACAGCCGCUCGGUCUUCUUCUCGAAGGUUAAGCAACGGCAAGUCCUAUGCAUCGCCCACUUUUAAUACUGAUCCUACAACCGCCAAGCAACAUGGAAGUCGAGCAAAUGCUGCAGCUAUAAACAGCGAAGCGCUAAUGCAGCUACAAGAACAGCAGCGCCUGGUGCGUGCCUCCCUGCUAUCCACCAGUUUCGUUAAUCUGUGCAUCUUCAUAGCGGGCUCAAGUGUGGCUUUCAUCCUCUAUGAGUUUCUGCAUUUCAGUCCGUAUAGCACGCUACUACGCCAUGCCACCAAGCAGCUGCAGCACUUACCUGGUGAGCAUUUCCUGCAGACGCGCGAUGAUUUUGCAAUUUAUGCAGCGCCAGCAAAGGGCGCGCUAGAUUUGGAAGCGUUUAAAGCAAUGCAAGGUAGUUUAAAAGAGGAAGUGUCCGCUCAUGAUUCUGCGACCAAUGCAAAAGAGGCGCUCGACUCGCUAAAAUUGGCCACAGAAAUGCGCGCGCUUGGUAAGGAUGAUAAAGCGCAACGAUUAUACGAGCAUGCUUUCGCGCUGGCGCCAAAGCAUCCUGAGGUGUUGCUUCGCUACGGAGAGUAUUUGGAGCAUAAUCAGCGCGAUAUUGUGCUUGCAGAUCAGUAUUACUUUCAGGCUCUGAUGCUCAAUCCCGCAAACACAGAGGCUGUAGCAAAUCGUCAGCGCACCGCCGCCAUUGUACAAUCAAUUGACGAACGGAAGCUAGAAGUGCUGGACUUAAAGCGUGACGCGCUUUCAGCGGUGCACGAAUCAAAUUCGGCACUACGGCGCGCUAAGAAAGAGGCUUAUUUCCAACAUAUCUACCACUCCGUAGGCAUUGAGGGCAAUACCAUGACGUUGGCGCAAACGCGUUCUAUUUUAGAGACACGGAUGGCUGUCGAUGGCAAGUCGAUAGAUGAGCACAACGAAAUUCUUGGUUUAGAUUUGGCUAUGAAAUACAUUAACGCGAGUUUGGUAAAUAAAAUUGAAAUUACCUUGAAAGAUAUUUUGGAAAUACACAGACGUGUGCUGGGUCAUGUUGAUCCCAUAGAGGGUGGAGAAUUUCGACGCACACAAGUUUAUGUGGGGGGUCACGUGCCACCUGGUCCCGGUGAUUUGGCUGUACUCAUGCAACGUUUUGAGAUUUGGUUGAAUGCAGAGCAUACGGUUUCUCUGCAUCCAGUAAAACAUGCCGCCUUGGCACACUACAAACUGGUGCACAUACACCCCUUUAUUGAUGGCAACGGACGUACUUCGCGUUUGCUUAUGAAUGCGUUAUUGAUGCGCGCUGGGUAUCCGCCCAUAAUAAUACCAAAGCAACAGAGGCACAAAUACUAUCAAUUUCUACAGCUGGCAAAUGAGGGCGACAUACGUCCCUUUGUGCGCUUCAUAGCCGAUUGCACAGAGAAAACUCUGGAUCUAUAUCUUUGGGCAACAAGUGAUUUGCCACAGCAGAUACCAAUGCUAGCGCAAACAGAGAAUGAGUUGGCAAGUGUGGAUAAGUUAGUGACGGCCACAAUGACUGACUCAACCGCAGCAGAGAAAGCAACCACAGCGCCGGUAGAUAUAUUUGAAUCUGGCUCGGGGGAAAUUCCUUAACAUUUUAUGAAAAUUUUGAUAUUAUUGUAUGCCAUAGAAUUUAACAGUGAAACGAGAGUCGUAGACGUCAUAACUUAAAUGUAAGCUAGAUAUGGGCUAAAAAGUAGUGCGGGUGGUAAGCGAAAAAGAAUCAAAAAUUUACAUUAUGCUAGGGUUAUUAAAAAAUUAUUUUUUUAUGCGCUGAUUAUUGUACUUUUUUAUAUGUGUAUGUAAAUAUGCAACACUUGACUGUGAUCCAUUGGAAGUGUAAAAGGGUUUAGUUAAAAACUUGACAUAGAUUUCACUCCGUAUACGCGGCAUGCUGCUGAGGAAAUGCAUAAAAUCUUUGUACGUCAAAUCGAAACUUCCGAAUUUGUUAGAAAAAUCUAAAGUUUUUUGUUCUGUGGUGUAAAUUAAUAUAAAUGCAGAAAUAAUUUCAAAUUAUAAUUAUUAAUAAUGCCAAAAAGCUACAUUUAUAAAAAGGGCACUGCCAAAUUGUAAACGAUAACCAAAUAACAAUUUGACUUAAAGUAAUAAUUUAUUACAAUGUAUAACAUAUUUUUAACUACAAUUUUACGCAACAAAAAUAUCACUUCUCUAAGCAAAACACGAUGUAGCUACAUUCGUAAAAAUUAUUGAGUCGAUCAUAAAGCACAAAUUGAUUAAAAAAAAUAUAUACAAAU
This is a messenger RNA of Rhagoletis zephyria (snowberry fruit fly), 2615 nucleotides long. It is a transcript of the gene Fic, whose product is annotated as FIC domain protein adenylyltransferase. NCBI's taxonomy places the organism in Eukaryota, Metazoa, Arthropoda, Insecta, Diptera, Tephritidae. The record is from RefSeq and is a predicted model, not a curated record. Gene Ontology annotation, molecular function: protein binding.